This is a messenger RNA of Chanos chanos (milkfish), 633 nucleotides long. It is a transcript of the gene fgf8b, whose product is annotated as fibroblast growth factor 8b. Gene Ontology annotation, molecular function: growth factor activity. Bases 1 to 633 code for a protein of 210 amino acids. The record is from RefSeq and is a predicted model, not a curated record. The transcript is spliced from 5 exons. Lineage: Eukaryota; Metazoa; Chordata; Actinopteri; Gonorynchiformes; Chanidae.
AUGAGGCUUAAAACGUCGAGAUUAAGCUAUCUGUUCCUUCAGUUCAUGGCACUGUGUUUCUACGCACAGACGACCAUGCCGUCCGUCCCUAAUUUUAAGCACCACGUAACGGAACAGAGUCGGUUGUCAGACAGAAUGAGUCGGAGGUUAACGCGGACCUAUCAACUCUACAGCCGGACCAGUGGCAAACAUGUACAAGUGCUGGGCAACAAACGGGUCAACGCAAAUGGAGACGAUGGAGACAUUCACGCCAAACUCAUAGUGGAAACAGACACGUUUGGCAGCCGGGUUCGGAUAAAAGGUGCUAAAACGGGGUAUUACAUCUGUAUGAACAAGAAGGGAAAGCUGAUUGGGAGGAAAAAGGGCCGCGGCAGAGACUGCAUUUUCACUGAGAUCGUCCUGGAAAAUAACUACACGGCGCUGCAGAACGCCAAGUACAAAGGCUGGUACAUGGCCUUCACGCGCAAAGGCCGUCCCAGGAAGGCCCAUGGGACGAGGCAGCACCACCGCGAAGCCCACUUCAUGAAACGUCUCCCCAGGGGACACCUGCUCUCUGAGAGGAGACCCUUUGAUCUUAUCCCCUAUCCGCUCAACAGGAGGACUAAACAGAACCAACGUGCCACUGUGAACUGA